AGGAGAAGUAGGUCAAAUAAAAAGUCAAAGUCGAUUGAAUGGAGCAUUCGAGAAGAAAGUGGGGAAAGACGGAGGAGGAAGAAAGGAGUAGAAUGUAGAAUGUACAAUGUCGCCUCUGUGUAUGGGUUUGCGUGAUAUGUUGUCAUCUUAUUCACGGACCAGACGAGAGAUAUGAUGGAUAUACUGGCAUCAAAUUUGUCAGAUGGCGUAAUUUAUGGUCUCGAGGACAGGAAAUGAUUAAGAUUUUCAAGCGGAAUUGCUUGAAACAGCAUGCUUGAAGGCAUUUGAAUGCCAAGGAGUGCCAACGGAUGGUUUGAAGAAAGUUUACGCAGAUGACGAUUCAUGAGUUUGCGAGCAUUUUUGGAUCACAGUGUGAUCUAUCAUCAAGAUGAGGUAGGCAGAAAAUUGUAGAAAAAAGGUGAAAGCAAGGUCCAUGGCUUUCCAAGUGCUUCGGGGAGGAGUUGGGAAUGCUGUUGGGAACGUUGUGUUGGCUCCCGUGUCAGAGUUACUUUCAAGGCUUCUGGUGCAGGUGGCUGAGACGGCUUUAGCUGCAAAGGAUGUCCUGAUUGAGAAAGAGAGUUUUUCUGAACUUGCCAAAUACUUGGAGAAGUUUAGGCCCAUCUUGAAAGAGCUUAGAGAUAAAAAUACGAGAGACACACCCCCAAUACGAGUUUCAGUUGAAUCUUUAGAAAGAGAGCUCAAAUUGGCAAAAGAACUGAUAAGCACUUGUUCAUCCAAAAGUAGGUUCUACUUGCUGAUUAAUUGUCGAACUUUUGUCAAACAGAUUCAGGAUAUCACAAAUGAGAUUGGACGAUGUCUAAGCCUCAUUCCGAUUGCAACUCUGGACAUAUCCAUGGAUAUCAGGGAGAAGACAAUUGCUCUACAAAAAGCAAUGGUAAAUGCUCAGUUCAAGGCAGCAGUCAAAGAAGAAGAAAUUAUAGAUAAAAUCAAUUCUGGUGUGAAAGAGCAUCGGAUUGAUAGUGAUUAUGCAAAUGAAAUGCUCUUGCUAAUUGCAAGAGCCGUGGGUGUACCAGUGGAUCCAGUCUCUUUAAAACAAGAGCUUGAUGAAUUCAAGAAAGAGAAAGAAGAGGCACAGCUUCGUAAAAGUCAGGCGGAGGCCAUGGAACUUCAGCAGAUAAUUGCAUUUCUAAGUCAGGCUGAUGCAGCACAGCCUGCAAAUGAGAAGGGAAGCAAUUAUCAGAGAGAGAAGCAUAAUGGGAGAAAUCAAGCUCUACCUCCUCUGCAAUCUUUCUUUUGUCCAAUUACACAAGAAAUAAUGGAAGAUCCAGUUGGACUGAUUUCUGGUCAGACAUUUGAACGCAGUGCAAUUGAGGAUUGGUUUUCAUCAGGAAAUAGAACAUGUCCAGUAACAAAGACACAGAUUUCAACUUUAGAUUUGAAGCCCAAUAUAUCUCUUCAAAAUUCUAUUCGCGAAUGGAAAGACAGAAAUACGCUUUUCAAUAUAGCUGCAAUUGCUACGAAGCUUCGGAGUGGUUCUGAUGAUGAAAUUGCAACUGCAUUAUUAGACCUGUACAACUUAAGUGAGGAAAAGCCUGUCCACCGAGACUGGAUAAGUGCAGAAGGGCUUGUUCCUGUUCUUGCACAGCUAUUGAAUUCUGACAAGCGUGACAUCAGGAAGAGGACAUUUGCAACAAUGCGGAGCAUUGCAAUAAAUAACAAUGAAAACAAGGAGAGAAUAGCGGAUGCAGGGGCAGUAACUUGUGCAGUACGCUCAUUAGCACGAGAUAUUGAGGAAGGAAAGCAAGCAGUGGCGCUCUUGUUAGAAUUAUCUAGAAAUUCAAAAAUUUGUCAACAGAUUGGUAGAGUUCAAGGCUGCAUUCUGCUACUGGUGACAAUGCUUAAUAGUGAAGAUCCUUGUGCUGUUCAGGAUGCUGGGGAGUUGCUGAACAUCCUAUCAAAUGAUAAUCAGAAUGUUGUCCAAAUGGCAGAAGCUAAUUAUUUCAAGCCACUUCUGCAAUGCUUGUCCGAAGGUUCGGAUAUGACUAAGAUUCUCAUGGCAAGUGCAUUGGCAAGAAUGGAGCUCACAGAUCAAAGUAAAGCUGCCUUGGGGCAUGAAGGGGCAAUAUCCCCUUUGGUGAAAAUGUAUAUGUCAGGGAAACUUGAAGCAAAAUUUGCUGCAUUGAGAGCUUUGCAGAAUUUAUCUACUCUUUCCCAGAACACAGAAUAUAUGAUCAAUGCUGGAAUCAUACCUCCCCUUCUCCAGCUUUUAUUUUCUGUUACCUCGGUUCUGGUGAGUUUGAAAGAGCCAGCAGCAGCAAUACUGGCAAAUUUAGCUGUUGCCAACAGUGGUCAUGAAUGGAAAUGUGACUUGUCAGAUGGCGUUCUGGAAAAUGAUGAUAUAAUUUGUCAGUUACUCUCACUUUUGAACCUUGUUGGGCCUGUUAUUCAGGGUCACUUACUUCAAGCUCUUAAUGGUAUGGCAUGCCCACAAAUGGCUUCUCAGGUUAGAUUUAAAAUGAGAGAAAGUGGUGCAAUACAGCUCCUCUUACCAUUUUUUCAUGCCAAAGACAAAGAACUUCGAAUAAGUGCUUUAGAGUUACUUUACUCCCUAUCUCAAGAUGGAUCAGGAAGAGAGUUAGCAGAUCAACUUGGAAAAACUUACAUUGUUGCUUUGGUGAAACUUCUUUUGGUAUCACUUAGAGAGGAUGAAAAGGCUGCUGUUUUGGGUAUCAUCAGCAAUUUUCCAGUAAAUGAUAGCAUAAUUACAGAAAUUCUUUUACAAGCCAAUGCUCUGCAAGUAAUAGUUAGUUUACUUCACAUAAAUAACACUGAAACUGCAGUUCGGUCGGCACAGAAUCAUUUGGUGGAGAAUGCUGCAGGAGCCUUGAUUCGCUUCACAAUUCCUUCAGAUAAAAGAUUACAACAUCUAACUGUGGAGCAUGAUGCAAUACCAUUACUUGUGCAAUUACUUCUUUGUGGGCCUCCAAUUGCCAAGUCCAGAGCAUCAACCUCACUAGCACAACUUUCUCAAAAUUCCCUAUCAUUGACUACUCCAGUGUCCAAAAAGCGUAGUUGGUUCUGUAUUUCUCCAUCUUCUGAACUGAUUUGUGAAGUCCAUGGUGGUUGUUGUUCGGUGAAAACAUCGUUUUGUCUAGUUGAGGCUGGAGCACUUGUUCCACUCCUACAGGUGUUGGACGACAAAGAUAGGCAAGCAGAUGAAGCAGCACUGGAUGCCUUGUCCACUUUACUUUGUGAUGAGAUUUGGGAAAAGGGUGUCAAUGCUAUUGCAGGGGCACAUGGCAUUAGACCUAUUUUAAGGCUUCUUACUGUUGGAAGUGCAGCAGCUCAAGAGAAAGCUGUAUGGAUCCUCGAAAGAAUUUUCAGAAAUGAAAGCUACAGAUUAGAAUAUGGGAAUCAAGCCCAAAUGCCACUCAUUGACCUUGCCCAGAAAGGAACUCCUGCAACGAGGUCUCUUGCAGCCAAAAUCUUGGCAUAUUUCCAACUUCUUCAAAGUCAGUCAAGCUAUUUCUGAUCUUCCUUCAGCUUGAAGCACUUUUCAAACAAAAUUGGCUGUUUCUAAAUGCUGAACCGCAAAAUUAUCAAGCUAGUCACCUCUACUUUUAAUAUUCUUGUACUGUGUUCACCUUCACUCUAAAGAAAUGCUCUUUACAGAUAAGAUACCACAUGAACUGCUUGUAUUAUUAUUUAAACCAUAAUCUAUCUUUGUAUGACCAAAUUAUUUUUGAUCGUAUGACUGAAUGUGUAAUUGUUCAGUCAACGACUGGGCUUCAUAAUGAGAUUUCUUUCUUGUGCUA
Molecule: messenger RNA, 3776 nt
Organism: Cryptomeria japonica (Japanese cedar)
Lineage: Eukaryota; Viridiplantae; Streptophyta; Pinopsida; Cupressales; Cupressaceae
Product: U-box domain-containing protein 44
Exons: 4
Coding region: 434-3493 (1019 amino acids)
Biological process (GO): cell surface receptor signaling pathway; protein ubiquitination
Molecular function (GO): ubiquitin-protein transferase activity; protein binding
Source: RefSeq, a predicted model, not a curated record